CACACACACACACACACACACACACACACAGCUUCACAACUGGCAGAGGAAAAAAAAAAAAAGAAAAAGCUCAGACAUGGAUGACCCACUCACAAAAUGGCUCCACUUACACAGUAACAUCAACAACACGGCUGCAACGGACAUUGUGGGGCUGUAAAACGGGUCACGGUUCGAAAAUGAUGGAAAAACGGGAGCAGGAGCUUUGCCCUGGAAGUCCCGACGCAGGAUCCGGUCCUGGAAAGCAAGAAGACUCGGCCAUCAUCUCCAGACACAACGGAUACGAGGAGGACGAGGAGCCGCGGAGGGAAAGGGGGGAGGAUGGCAACGAGGGGGUGAAGGAGGAGGAGGAUGAGGAGGAGGAGGAGGCAGAUGAGAAGGAGAGGGGAGGGAGCUUCAAAGGGGCUGAGGAGACGGAUGACGUUCCGCUGCAGAACUCGAGCAACGGGACCAGCAUCAGCAUCAUCAUCAACGGCGUUGCCAGGGAAACUGCCUCUCUUAACGCCCUUGACCUGAAAAGGGAAGUGCCGGUGAUCGAGCUCUCCAGGAGGGACGCUAUAAAAGCGCUGGAGCAGAGGACGGAGAGCCAUUUGGUGCCGAUCACGGAACUUCGCAGACCCCCACCGCUGCCGCUUCCGCCGCCGCACCGAGACAACGCUCGAAUGGUCCAGCUGAGCCCAAACGCGUUCCCUGUCCCGGCCCGGGCGAUGCUCUACAACCUGGCGCAGCCUCUCGCCGCCAUCAACAGUCUUGGAGGAGAGUCAGAGCAGUACAGCAUGUACCCCAGCAACAGGGUAAAGCGCCGCCCGGCGCCUUAUGAGGUUGAACUCGACGAGGGUAGGCGCAUUUUAGAUCUUUAUAAGUAUGCUGGCCAGCCGAAGAUUGUGCGUCGCAUCUUCACCAACAGCCGCGAGCGUUGGCGGCAGCAGAAUGUAAACGGUGCAUUCGCCGAGCUCCGCAAACUCAUCCCCACUCACCCGCCGGACAAGAAGCUGAGCAAAAACGAGAUCCUCAGACUCGCUAUGAAGUACAUCAGCUUCCUCUCCAACCUCCUGGAGGACCAGGACGGCGGGCGGAACGUUGGCGGCGCGACGGACGGGGACACCGGGCUGCUGGUUGGCGUUCCGACCCACGAGGGAGGCCCUCAGGGCGCGCCGCACCAGGAGACUGUAGUGGGCCUGGCAAGGGAUGAUCUUCUGGAGACAAUGUCACCAGGCUCCAGCUGUGGCAGCCUCCCCGACGGCGAUGCUGAGGGGAGUCCCGAGAGCUUCAUGGAGGACCAGGACUCACCUCCAGCUACGAGGACUCUAACAGCCUCCCGCGGACCCUCACUGCACCUAGCGGCCAGGGAUCUGAGGCGCAACGGACGUCCAUUAGAUGGUUCCACUCGACGAUGAUGCUGGCACCAGGGGAACACCGAUGUGGCGUCAGUAGACUAAGCAAAAGCAAACACAGAUCAUUUGAAAAGUGGAUGUCUUCAAAACCCUUCAUCUUGGAGUUCUCAUUUUAGGAAGAAUGAUCUCACACGUAGGGAGAGGGCGACCCUGCAACCUGAGACAAUACACCUAAAUAUUGUGGUUGAAUUUGAUCCAGCGAAAGACUUGUAAAUUCUGCAUGCGCCCCGUUUCCUGAACAACCUGCAGACCAUACGUUUCUACAUGUUGAAAGCUCCAAAGACGCUCUGUGAAAUCAAACCAGAGGGUGAGGGGUGGGGAGGGGAUACGAAAGCAUCUCAAAUCAAACGCUCAUCACUUAGAGGAUUUUCAGUGUCAGGAGUCCAUUUAGUGCUAAACCUACAAUCACCAUUGAUUACACAGUGGUGCAGAUAGUAUGGAUCCGCUUGGCUUUAACAGUUCUGCAGGGGACCUGAUCUAGAAUGCCAAGAAAUAAACCAUAAGAUUCAAAACGGAAGGGGUUUUAAUGGGAUAGAAUAAUAAUAAUAAUAAAGCAAACGCUUGCUGGAGGCUGUUAAACACAGUGAACGGACGGGACUCUGACGCAGUUACGUAUGUAUUGUAAAUAGUAUUAUAUUUCCACUGCACAGCUUAAUAACAGGGACUUUCCAAGUCCUGAGGUUUCAGAUGUACCAUAGCGUGCUUGUCCGUGGGUUUACCAUCAAAACCUCUCCGUAAAGAGACAGGAUUUGAGAAGAGGGAAUAAAAGGAAUUCAACUCUUAAGUGUAACACUAUACCAAGUGAACAUGUGGAUGAAAGUGCAUUAAAUGUGGUACCACUUCAGUCACACUCGGUGAUUCGAAAAUUCUGCCAAAUAUUUCACUGGGCGCUCAAACAAUUACACUGUGUGUGAUGCAAAGCACAUGUGUUUGAAAUUGUUGUGGAGGUACAAUAUGGACAGUGCUCUUAAAGUGUACAAAACAUGAGUCAGAUGAAGUCUUGAGACGACUCAUGAAGUCCUUUUGAUAUGAAUGUUUUGAUGUUUUUUUUUUUUUAAACUAUAAUGCAAAUGUAGUUUAGCAAGGUACACAAAUAAGUCCCUUUGUUUCCGCAUUAGGCGUGUAAAUGCACACUCGCACCACAGCUACCCCACCACCACCACCAUCUCUUUGCAGUAUGGAUGUUAUAAGAACACCAGCAGUUUUCUGGAAGUUAAGUAUUAAUCACUCUUGUUGGUUAUUCUGCUUUUGUAGCAGAGCCUGGUAGCUUAUCUUGGUACCUUUGGUAUUUUAUGAAUUACAGUAAAGGGACGUUGUACGUUUGGUAAUGACAUAUUUGUUGUAUGAUAGCUGUAUCUAUAAAUAUAUACAAUGUUAAAGGGAUGGAUUUUAUACAAAAAAAACAGAAUAAAAUAUGCAGCAGAAAAGUUGA
This is a messenger RNA of Fundulus heteroclitus (mummichog), 2823 nucleotides long. RefSeq names its product T-cell acute lymphocytic leukemia 1 (gene tal1). The transcript has 4 exons. Gene Ontology annotation, biological process: regulation of transcription by RNA polymerase II. Lineage: Eukaryota; Metazoa; Chordata; Actinopteri; Cyprinodontiformes; Fundulidae. The record is from RefSeq and is a predicted model, not a curated record. Gene Ontology annotation, molecular function: RNA polymerase II cis-regulatory region sequence-specific DNA binding; protein dimerization activity; DNA-binding transcription factor activity, RNA polymerase II-specific. The coding region runs from base 81 to 1394 and encodes 437 amino acids.